AUGCCAGAUGGUACCAGGCGUCUGGUCAACAAACUUCUCCCGGAGGAUAACAAGGAAGUGUUUGACAGUGUGCAAAAUAAAAACUGUAUGGUUCCAGGAUCCUCAGGGAAUGUUGGAGUUGACCGCAAUUUUCUCAGGUACAAAAUCAGCUUGUUAAAUGAUAGCCCUACAUCGAGAGAUGAAUGGGUUGCGAUUCGGAUCACAUCAUGGAAGCAUGGUGUUGCGGAGUUGAUUCAACGAUGGCCUCGAUGUGGUGUCGAACACUUGUGGUUAUGGUCAUCAACAGAUCUUGACUUGCGGGAUUGUUCGAUGGAUGACGAGCUAGAUGAAAUGCUGCUAGGACAGCUCCUGACAGGCCUCUCUGGCCAAGAAGUCUCAUGA
Molecule: messenger RNA, 381 nt
Organism: Puccinia graminis f. sp. tritici CRL 75-36-700-3
Lineage: Eukaryota; Fungi; Basidiomycota; Pucciniomycetes; Pucciniales; Pucciniaceae
Exons: 3
Coding region: 1-381 (126 amino acids)
Source: RefSeq, a predicted model, not a curated record